Molecule: messenger RNA, 1240 nt
Organism: Mercenaria mercenaria
Lineage: Eukaryota; Metazoa; Mollusca; Bivalvia; Venerida; Veneridae
Product: cysteine-rich and transmembrane domain-containing protein 1-like
Exons: 3
Coding region: 219-530 (103 amino acids)
Source: RefSeq, a predicted model, not a curated record
CGUGAGACAUCUGGUCACAUGACGAAUAGUUGGUUUAUAAUAGUAAUGAUGCUAUAAACGGAUGUUAAGAUAAACCAGUAUUAAACAGUGUUUCAGUGUGAUUUAAAAUCUUCCUAACAAAAAAUUGAGGAUUAAAAGCAUAUAUCAAAAUCAACUCUGGAAAAUAAAAUCAUUCUGCUUGGACGUAUUUCGUUUUUGUUAGGAAUUAUUAAAGGACUAUGAGUUACACGAAUCCAUCAGCUCCUUAUCCACAGCAGCCCCCUCCUUACGGAGCAGCGGGGCAAUACAAUAACGGACCAUACCCGCCCGCUGGGGCUUAUCAACCACCCGCCGGGGCUUAUCAACCACCCGCCGGGGCGUAUCCACAGCCAGGGCCGUAUCAGCAACAACCACAACACACUACAGUAUAUGUAUAUGACAACAAUGACAGAUACAACCAACAGAGACGGGACGAGGAAUUAGCAGAAGACUGUUGUUUACUGGCAUGUUGUUGGGCAAUGCUGUGUUGUUGUCUAGCCAGUCAGUCAUAAUCAUGAAACAAAUAAAAAAAAUGGAAGAGUGAAAAUGUUUGGGGAAAAGCUAUGUGCAGACAAUGCUGUGCUGUUCUAGUAAUAUCCAACAACAAAUUAAUUGUAAAUUAUGAAAAGUAUGUUUAUGUUUAUCUGUUCAAAACAUUGGAAACGUCUGUCCUUCAUCUUGAAAAAUAUGAAAAUGAGUGGUUUGCUUGUGGUAAAAGAAGUGUCAAGCAGUACUGUAUGUCUUUUUACGAAACGGACAAUAUUGCCCAGUUUUCUAACCGAACGACGAAAGAGUGAUGUUGUGUUUAUCUAUAUGAAGAUUUCGAGUAAAGCAGUUGUGUAUUUUAUGUGAAAUGGACAUUGACUUGCGUGUAAAUGUACUCUUAUUUUUGUUAGAAUAUCAUUCAAUAUGUGUUACAAAUAAGUAAAAUAUUGUCUAAGUGAGCGUGUUGCAUUACAGAAGUAACAUACCUGUUGCCGAAAUGGCCAACAUUAAAGUGACCUGCCAUCAGGUUGAAAUUUCUGAAUAUUCAUAAGAUACAUUCUUAUCACGAACGUGCUGACUUUAUCGUGAACGCAGAUUGUAUUCAUGUAUAUUGUAUGUUAUCAUUAUUCAUUUUGUAGCACAUCGUCAUUAUCUCGUCAUGUGUGUUUUAAGGAGAGAACGAAUAUUUUGUAAAAGCCGGAUAUGGUGCAAUAAAAUUGAAUCUUCUUUCCUAAGA